This is a messenger RNA of Schizophyllum commune H4-8, 1308 nucleotides long. RefSeq lists its product as uncharacterized. Lineage: Eukaryota; Fungi; Basidiomycota; Agaricomycetes; Agaricales; Schizophyllaceae. The transcript is spliced from 4 exons. The record is from RefSeq and is a predicted model, not a curated record. The coding region runs from base 1 to 1308 and encodes 435 amino acids.
AUGGAGAAUCUUCCCGACGACUGGCGGGUCGGCCUCCUGUAUGACAUCGCCUGCCAGCUGCACAGCAGUGCCGCGAAGCAUGGCUUCUUCAAUCGGUAUCUCCACCGCCUGCAGUUCGCCGUCUCCGUGUUCCACGCUUUCGGGCACGACUGGCCAUGUCAACUUAUCUAUCACCCUCGCAAGUGUAUUGGUUUUGGCCUUAGCGACGGCGAAGGAUGCGAGCGCUUUUGGUAUUCCAUUAGCAAGCUCAUCCCGUACUUGAGAGUGGCAGGGUACCACCUUCGCAUGUAUACGCUCAACACUCAAUUCGCCUUCGCCACAAAGGAAUCCAUUGCCAAUCUCGCGGCAUGGUUGAAGCGGAAGAUGACAAACGCGGCGGCGAAGAGAAAGGAGGCCGAUCUGAUGAUCGAGGAGGCAGGGGAGGUGGCGCAGGAUGAGUCGUUUAUCCGCGAACAAUGGGAGGCGCAGGUGCGCGAGCAGACCAAGCCCUCUCGGAAGCAGAACAAAGGCCUGGGGGAAAAGGAAGUCCAGCUUGCCCUUGAGCUGCACGGCGAGCUUCAGAAGGCGGAGGAGGGUCUGAAAAGCCUCCGUGCGGCCGCCCAGGCGGAUGAUCUCGACCUCGAACAAGAGGCGGAGCUUCGCAGCGCCGAGGCGAAGCACCUAGCCGCCCAGGCGAGGUAUGACCGCAAGGUAGCGGAGCUGGGCGUCAAGGGGCGGGCGAAGCUGAGCCAGCUCACGAAAAGCAAAAUCCUCACGCGUCGCGCCAACGGCUUGGUUUUACUGCGGAAAGCACAGGCCGGGAUCAUGAAGCGCAAGAUGGAAGUCGAGCGCACUGUGGGCUCGCACCGCAACAAGCAUGGAGAGAAAAAACUGCGAAAGCACAUCACCACCGCCGCAGAGCGUCGCGAAGGUACCAUCAAGUCCAUCGUCAGCAAAUACAAUAAGGCGUGUCGCGACUUGGCCGCCAUGAUCAAGCGCGAGAUCACCCGCAAGGGCCGGUGCGCGAUCCGCCCCCUAACUGAGCUCCCCACAUCCGGCAUAUGGGAUCUCGGCAUCGACAACGCUUGCUGGGAUGACCUCCGGUUCGAUGGCGACGCGACGGAUAGGGCGCCUGCGUGGAUGUCGGACCACAACACUAGGCAGGCCAUACGUGGGCGCCUGCUUCUAGACAGAUGCGAUGAGGAAGACGCGCGGUUAGCCCACGAGCGAGCCAACGUAGUUGACUGGCUGGAGGGGGAGUGGUUGACAGUGGCGGCCGCGCGACGCGCGGCAUUGCGUGCCCCAGGUGAGCCACACGCCACGCUAUAG